CUGCAUCACAUGUGUUGCCGUCUAUUGUGUGGCAAACCAUCGAUGAAAACGUGAUUUUGUUGACAAUUCAUGCCAUUAUUGGACUCUUGAGGUAUUGUCUGCUAGUCUUGGGAAGCGAUGGACGACGAGGCGGACACUUAUAAGUUAUGGCGCAUUCGCAAGACUAUUAUGCAGUUGUGUCACGACAGGGGAUAUCUGGUCACUCAGGAGGAAUUGGAUCAGACACUGGACCAAUUCAAGGAGACAUACGGUGAUAAGCCCAGUGAGAGACAUCCGGCCAGAAGUGAUCUCAUAGUACUCGUGGCACACAAUGACGACCCAACAGAUCAGAUGUUUGUCUUCUUUCCGGAUGAGCCGAAGAUUGGCAUAAAGACAGUGAAGAACUAUUGCCAACGAAUGCAAGAGGAGAACAUAAGUCGCGCCAUAAUAGUGGUGCAGACAGGGAUGACCCCAUCGGCCAAACAGGCGCUCACAGAUAUGGCCCCCAAAUAUAUUUUGGAGCAAUUUCUUGAGUCGGAACUACUCAUCAAUAUCACCGAACAUGAGUUAGUUCCCGAACACGUGGUUCUGACGCCCGAAGAGAAGGCGGAACUGUUGGCUCGAUAUAAGCUGAAGGAGAACCAGUUGAUGCGGAUACAGGCCAGUGAUCCGGUGGCCCGUUAUUACGGACUCAAGAGGGGACAAGUGGUCAAAAUCAUUAGACCCUCGGAAACAGCCGGAAGAUAUAUAUCGUACCGAUUAGUGGUCUGAGUGUUGGCUCUGAUAUGACUGUGUUUUGGGUUCGUAUUAAACAUGAGAUAACAUAACAUCACAUAAUUAAUAUCAUAUUUUAAAUGUAUGUCCAAUUGUAUGCGUUUUGGUUCUCUGUGUCUCAUUAAGUGUAGGUCUGACUCCUGACUCGCAUCCAAACAUCUGCUUCAAAGCACAGCCAUAUCAGUGCACAGCACAGGAAGUUUAGGGCCAUCUCAUCGUUAUAUCUCAUCGUUUU
This is a messenger RNA of Oppiella nova, 988 nucleotides long. NCBI's taxonomy places the organism in Eukaryota, Metazoa, Arthropoda, Arachnida, Sarcoptiformes, Oppiidae. The record is from the annotation of a GenBank genome assembly.